AUGGCUGGGUCCAGCGGAUUCAAGGUGGUCUCCUACAACAUCUUGGGUCACCAUUCGUGGUAUUGGGAUGAUUCAUGGCCAGCCAAAAUGGCAGACUUCCCUUGGGUUCAGAGGCUACAAGUACUCGAGCAUGAGUUAAGUGCACUCGAUGCUGAUGUGGUAUGUUGCCAGGAGGUUACACAGGACAUGUUUGCCUCGCUGAAUGCGCGACUUGCUGCUCGGGGAUAUAUUGGCUUACACGCGCUUCGGCACUUGCCAGAGUGGACUUAUGACGAGCGCUGGGAAUCAAGUCAGCUUGGAAUCGCCAUCUUUGUCUGGCAUUCGAAGUUCGAGGUGGUGGAGGCUUCCCACAGGUUUGCCAGGGACUUGCUUCAGGAAGAUGAGCGGCAGCGCCCGGACACGCACAAUCUCUCAAUGAGGUUGCUUGCAAGGCCGGACAGUGUGAUGAUCUGUCGACUACGGCUAAAGCAACGAGGCUCGCCACCAAAGGACUUGCUGAUUGCUUGUGCACAUGCUGUCUGGUGGUACACCGACGAUCCACAAUAUCCCAUCUCUUGCAAACCCGUUCAAAUCAUGCUGAUGUUGCGAGCGAUUGAUGACUUUGCGCGUUCCCGAGGCUUGGAUACAAGGCGCGUGGUGCUUUGUGGUGACUUCAACACCCUGUCGUGCUCUGGCAGCUCGAGCAGCAAAUACGACGACGUUGCAGGCUAUGAGCUGCUCACAACAGGGCUCUUGGCCACAGGGCAUCCGGAGCAUCCCGCACAGCAUGGUUGGGCAUUGUUUGAUCUGAAGGCUCCGUUCUGUAUGCAGAGUGCUUAUGUCGUGAAGCUUGGCAGGGAACCUUCCUUCACCUCGAGGACUUCCACUUUCACCGCCACCAUGGACUACAUCUUUGUGGGCGAUGCAAUAGAGGUUGUGGAUGUGCUGCCAUUGCCGGAGGAGUGCCCCCCUUGCCCAAACAAGGAUCACCCCUCGGAUCACUUGCCCAUCGGUGCCAACCUGAGGAUGAAGCCCUGGGUUUAG
Messenger RNA from Symbiodinium natans, 1023 nucleotides. The record is from the annotation of a GenBank genome assembly. NCBI's taxonomy places the organism in Eukaryota, Dinophyceae, Suessiales, Symbiodiniaceae.